This is a messenger RNA of Pieris macdunnoughi, 1254 nucleotides long. The record is from the annotation of a GenBank genome assembly. Lineage: Eukaryota; Metazoa; Arthropoda; Insecta; Lepidoptera; Pieridae.
AUGAAUAGGUCUACUUCUUGUAGUGAUAUCUCUUUAGAUAGUUUAGAAGACAAUUUUAAAAAUAAAUCGAUACAUAAGGAGAAAUCGUAUGAGGAGCAGGUGGAAACAAUACUUGUCCCUUUUUAUGAAAAUGACGUCCUAAUAAGAGUGCCCAAGUUGUCAAAAGAAAGGAAAUCCAAUCAGAAAAACCGAGAUAGGAAAAACAGCAAAUUUAAAAAAGAACCCGAACCUCAGAGCUAUUUAAUCAACAAAAACAUACAAAACAAUAAAAAAUGCAGUUACUUAGAUAUAUUUCGCAAGCAAUUCGUCCCAAAUUCACUCGGCAAAAAGAAACAGACUGAAGAAAUACGUUCUAUAUCGCCUCAAGUUGGUGACACUGAAACCGGAAGCCUGGAUGACGAAGGAAAUAAUAACGAAUCAGAAUUUUAUAACACAGAGGCAUACAAUGAUGUUUAUUAUGAUCAACUUAUCAACCAAGAUAUGGAAUAUUAUUUACAUCAGUCUUUAGAAGAACUGCAGCUUUCUCAAGAUCUAGAAAUCAAGUUGGAAGAUGAUGAUAAUAAUCUUAAAAGCGUAUCUGAAGUGACGCAACCACGGCGAGAACGAGGACGAGUUCAGCCUCUGCACAACAUGAAACUUGGUGGUUUGGGCCCAGAUACGGAAAACAUCAGACCAAGAUUAGAAAGAGCUAGAAGUUUACAACGAUACUCAGAAAAAGUAAGAAUGGCAAACCGUCUUAGAAUUUAUAAAAAAGCGGUUGAAGAGGAUAAAGAGACCCAACGACAAGCUUCGGCUAAAAAUUCUCAAUCUGCGAGAAAUAGAAGUGCAGAAGAGAAAAACACUUACCUGAUAAAUAAAAAUAUGAAAGAAAAAUCGUCGUUAAUAAAAAAGAUUUACCACGGCAAGUCUAAAUCGGCAACUGUGCAAAACUCAAAAACAAGGGAAAACAGACCACCAAACGAAACAAAUGAUAAACGGGAACAAAUACCAAAAAAAUCGGCAAAGAAUGUGCAUAUUAAAAAAAAUGAAAAUUGUAGUGGAAAGGUACGAAUUAAAAGUAUUAAAAUAGACAAAGGUACGGCCACUGAUGAUAAACAACAUCGAAACGAAAAGACGAGGCCCAUGGAAAUUAAUUUCCUUGUUAAUAUAGAUGCGGGAUUAAGACCAUCUACCGCUUUGCGAAAUUUGGAAGAAAAACAUAGACAAUAUCAAGAGAAAGUAAAAACGUUUAGUACGGAUUAUAGAAACGAUUAA